AUGGCUCCUCUGAGGGUGCCCACGGAUUUGUUCACGGACGAUUUAUCGGACUUCUAUAAUUACUCGACGCAGAUCCCCCAUGAGACGAGGCACCACGGGAGGCACAGGAACCACUCCCACACCCGCGAGAACCACACGAAAAAUCACAACUUAGUGGACUUCUUAUCAAACUCUAUUAUAGAAGCGAUGAAUACUAAAUUCGUGCCUGAGAACAGUGUUUUGCCGGACCUGGAGCCUUUGUCGACGCAUAUGGACGGUGCAAUGGACAGGCAUUAUCCUUUUAGGAUGAAUGUCACACUGAAUAGGUCAGAUUUCGGUGGUGUUAGUGAUGAAUAUAUGUAUAGGCACAGCGGGGUAAUGACGGCUGUUUAUUGCGUCGCUUAUCUGCUUGUGUUUGUUGUGGGCCUGAUAGGGAACUGUUUUGUGAUAGCUGUCGUGUAUCGGUCGCCGCGUAUGAGAACUGUUACCAACUUCUUCAUCGUGAACUUGGCUGUGGCGGAUAUUCUGGUGAUCGUGUUUUGUCUGCCGGCUACCCUUAUGUCCAACAUAUUUGUCCGUGAGUACUUUUUUGUUAUUCGUACACAAUGGAAUGCGGAGAUGGGAAAAAUUUUAUUCUGUUUAAUGACUUCAAUAAAGUUCGUUCUUAGUUGA
Molecule: messenger RNA, 651 nt
Organism: Diatraea saccharalis (sugarcane borer)
Lineage: Eukaryota; Metazoa; Arthropoda; Insecta; Lepidoptera; Crambidae
Source: the annotation of a GenBank genome assembly